AUGUCAUCGACUAUAAAUGCCACCGUCGCCACUGCCUCUUCCUCUUCCUCUUCUUCUCUUUCCAACCCCGGGCCCGGGGGCCGCAGAGUCACUCUGAGGUUCCCGGCGGCGGUCGUGGCGGCCGUCCGAGCCAACCCAACCCCGGCGCACGUCGAUGACUGGGCAAGGAGCACCUCCCAUGGCAGUGCGGUCGCCGCCCGUGCUAUCGGUGCCACCAGCCGUGCUGCCAACCAGGGGCGACAAGACGCCAGUUCAGCCGGGCCGACCCAACGGGGUAAAAAGAAGUAUUCAGAGACUAAAGGGUCCAAGGACUCACGCAGUCGGCAGGCCGAACAAAGAGUCUGCGAGAGGGAGGCUCGGGCUGUUGUCGACCCCGACAUUCUGGCCGCGGUGGAGGAGGAGGGGGGCAUCACUCCGGCCGGGAGGUUGCUGCGAGCGUGCGCUCAGACGAUUGUUGCGUUGCAGCAACGUCUGGAGGCGGCGUUGGGUGAGGACGACGACGACGACGAGAGGAUGAGGAGGAUGAGGAGGAUGAGGAGGAUGGGUGAGGACGAGGAGGACGAGGAGGACGAGGAGGACGACGACAACGACAACGACCACAAGGACGGCUUAGGCCCAGCAGGAGGAGGAGGAGGCUGA
This is a messenger RNA of Capronia epimyces CBS 606.96, 639 nucleotides long. RefSeq lists its product as uncharacterized. NCBI's taxonomy places the organism in Eukaryota, Fungi, Ascomycota, Eurotiomycetes, Chaetothyriales, Herpotrichiellaceae. Bases 1 to 639 code for a protein of 212 amino acids. The transcript has 2 exons. The record is from RefSeq and is a predicted model, not a curated record.